This is a messenger RNA of Coturnix japonica (Japanese quail), 7604 nucleotides long. RefSeq names its product cysteine rich hydrophobic domain 2 (gene CHIC2). Gene Ontology annotation, cellular component: Golgi-associated vesicle; plasma membrane. The record is from RefSeq and is a predicted model, not a curated record. NCBI's taxonomy places the organism in Eukaryota, Metazoa, Chordata, Aves, Galliformes, Phasianidae.
AGCCGCGGUCUCGCAGCCGCCGUCUCCCCGCGGGCCUGCGGCCGCCCGCUCCGACCCCGGGACCUGGGGCCUCCCGCGGCCCUCCCCAGCCCGGCCCGCCGCCUCGGCUUCUCGCUUCGACCUUCCCCUCCCGGGCCCGGCCAUGGCGGACUUCGACGAGAUCUACGAAGAGGAGGAGGACGAGGAACGGGCGCUGGAGGAGCAGCUCCUCAAGUAUUCUCCCGACCCGGUGGUGGUGCGCGGAUCCGGCCAUGUCACCGUGUUUGGACUAAGCAACAAAUUUGAAGCAGAAUUUCCUUCAUCUUUAACUGGAAAGGUUGCUCCUGAGGAAUUUAAAGCCAGCAUCAGUAGAGUUAACAGUUGUCUUAAGAAGAACCUUCCAGUUAAUGUACGAUGGCUACUUUGUGGAUGCCUUUGCUGCUGCUGCACUUUAGGUUGUAGUAUGUGGCCAGUUAUCUGCCUCAGUAAAAGAACACGAAGAUCGAUUGAGAAGUUAUUAGAAUGGGAAAACAAUAGGUUAUACCACAAGCUGUGCUUGCAUUGGAGACUAAGCAAAAGGAAAUGUGAAACGAAUAACAUGAUGGAAUAUGUCAUCCUUAUAGAAUUUUUACCAAAGACACCGAUUUUUCGACCAGAUUAGCAUUCGAUUUAUUUUUAGAGACUUAUUCAAGUAUGUUGUCUUUCCAAUGGUGCCUUGCUUGGUGCUCUCCUGGUGGUGACAUAGCAUUGGUUCUACAGACUCUUGUGGUGUUUCCAUUCUUUCAUUUUUUGUUUUAUUUUUGUUUGUCCAUUUGUUUUAAGAGCAUGUUCAAAGUGCAUUUGGUCAAACUCUGCAAAGUCAUUUCAUGCAAAUGUUAACUACUACUUAAGUUAUUACUUUUACUACUUCUGUUUGUUAAUGUAUCUUGAUUUUCAGAGAGUCUUUUAUGUGUGCGCGCGUGUGUACAUAUAUUACUAUAAAUACACAGCUGAAAAUGUUCUACAAGUGAGCAGGUAUUUUUUUUUACCCCAAAAUAACAGAACUGUUCGAUUGUACAUUGUGCAAGUCCUUUUCAUUAUUAGUUUAUGUGCUGAAAUACCAUCAAAGAUCUACCUAAACUUUUGUCAGUGACUAGUCAGUUGUAAAUAGUUUUGUUUCUUUUUGGAUAUUGGCUAGCUUCUUCCAACAAAAGAGGGUAAUAAAGUUCCUUUUGAAAUUGUGCUUUUUGGAACUCAUAUGCCAUUGCAUUAGUAGGAAUCUCUGCUUUUCAUGAAGAAAUCCUGUCAGCUGGUUCUGAAGAAGUUCUAAACUGAGAAGAAAAAAAGCGAUAUAGAUUUACUUUACUCAUAAUAGAAAAUGGUUGAGAGAAUUGCAUGCAUCCAAUUAGUAGAAUUCAAGAUUUCAACAAUAUAUUAGUAUAUAUAAACCAAUAUUUUACAUUGGUUUACAAUGUAGCAGUUUUAAUUCAGGCUAAUGCCAUGUAUCAUUUUCUUUGUGUUGUUUACCAGAUACAGUACACAGGGGUGCAGAAGGAAUUGUUAUACUGAUUUUUUUUUUUUCUCCAAGCAGAUCUUUCAGGGUUCUUUUUAUUUUUUUCAUUUUUCAUUUUAUUUUAAGCCACAUAAGCCGAAAAAAAGUUAUUGGGCUAAUCUUGAAUAGGACAAUUCUGGACACAAGUGCAGGUGCCACGUAUCAGAAGUAAUCAAAGCAAGGUAUGCUGGUCAGCAGUGUAAAUUUAUGUUCUAUAAUCAUGUACUGCACCCUUCUGCUCAUUGCUUUUGGUUUACAAAGCUUUCUGCACAGUAUAAAGACGUUUUUUUGUUUUUUUUUUAAACUGGAUGUAUGAUAUAUGCUUGGGUCAGGCCAGUUGUAUUUUAUUUCCUCUGCUUGUAUCUUAGUUGUACAUAUCUUCACACAUAGCUUUUCUAAAUUGCUACUCAAUCAUAUUUUGAAGUUUCCUUUAUGUAUCUAAAAUUACUGUACAUGAACAUUAAUGUAAGCUAUGAAUAUCUUCCUUGUACAGUUGUGGUAGCAAGCAAUAAUGUGAAUAUAUGAAAAACAAAUAUUAUACUCUGCUUAAUAUUUGUAUGAAUGAGAAGUUGAUACCACUACAAGAGUAAUUUUCUCUUUUUAAUCUUUUAAAUACAAGUUUUAUUUCAAGGUAAUAUAUUACAGGUACCUUGAUGCUGUGAACUAUUUUUCUAUGUCUUCAAAAUAUUUAUUCUCUGUAAAAUAUUCUCUAGUGAGUAUUAUGUUCCUAAAUGUUUGAUAGUGGGAGUGGUCUAGGAAGUUUUAAGUUUUCUUAAGUUCGUAUCCCUGCAUCAGCUUUCCCAAACCAUCCAUUGCUCAGCUUUUGUCUGAAUUCCCGCUGUUUACUUUGAAAGUAGCUCAGCUCUGCUUUUCAUACAAGCCUACAAAUGUUUCUUUGAUUUGACUGAAGGUGAUUUUGUCAUUAACAAGGAUCACUUUUGUGCUGUCUAGGUCUUCUGGGGCCCACAGUGGUUUCUCUCCAAAGAAACUAGUUACAAUGUUUAUUUCUAUUUUCAUUUUAAAUCAGUUACAGCCUCUUCUUUAAUACAAAUCUGGUCUGCAGCACUCCUCACGCUUAGAAGUAUUGUUGUAAUCUUGGACCAAUUUCAGCCUGUGGAGGAGGACAGAAGCUUAACGUUAAUGGCAGCUGAGGCUCUGGAGGUUGGGAAUUGCAGGGAUGAGGUGGAAAAUGAACCAAAAUAAUAACUAGUGUUAAAUAUUGGUGACCAGAAAUGCAUAUUGAUUUCUUGAAGUCUCAGUUUUCAAUAAAAUGAAUAUUGAAUAUGCCAUGCCUAUACUUUAUUAUCAGUGUUCUCAGUUGACAGUGCUGGCAGAUUUAUUGAGUGGAUGCAGUUUUUUACUGUUAGUUUUUUAGUUCAGAUGUGUAAGUUGGCAAUGGCUUGUAAUAAGCUCAUAGCUGUACUGGGCUGGGUGUCAGCCAAUGACCUUAGUUUGUUUCCCAAACUUCCCAUACUAUAUUCUAGAACACUGUGACUGCCUUGCCAAACCUACUGAUUUUUCAAGCUAAUUUGAGAUUGGUAUGUGCUGAAACAAGUGCAGUGAAUGCAGUCUGACUUAAAGAUUAGCAGAGAACAUCUUGUCAGUAAAAAUACCACAUAAGCAGCAGUGCUUUCUAAGAACUCAUCUAUUUUAGGUGCAUCUGCUGUUAGGUAUUUCUGUAUUUUCCCUAUCAGUUACUCUCUGAGAAUUCUAUUUGUAGAGGGCCCAAAGUAGGGCUUUGAGCAAACAAAAACCUAAAUCCCACAGUAAAGGUGAUAGACUAGUUGCCUUUUAAAAAAUUUCUUAUUUAUAUCUCUGAGCAUACUAGACAGAAAACUUGAAAAAGUGCAUUAACAUAUAGGUGAGUUUUGCUCAGAAGCAUUACUCCCUGUUGAGGUAGUACCCUUGUCUAGUAAGAAUGUUUCCAAGCAUUUUAGCACAAUUCCUUUCCAUUCAGUAAUUAUAAUAACAAAAAUUGAACUGAGGAAAAACUUCAGUAAAUUUCCUACUUAAAGCCUGCAAUCAACAGGAUUUUUCUUUUUUUUUUAAUGUAAAAUAUUUAGAUUUUAUUUUGAUGCUGGUAAGAAUACAUAUUUUACCUUAUUUUUGUCCAACUGACCAGAGUUGAAAUUGUUUGACCAGAUCAGCUGUAGUAGAACUUAUAAGACAUAGGCUGUUCUUUGCUAAAAUAAUUAUUACAUUAGACUAACCUAUUCAGCUUCUAGUAACUCAGCAAUUCCUACAGAUCUUAUCUAUUCCGAAUUUCCUUCAAUAGUGAAAUUUAGAUAGCUACUUGAUAUUAAUCAUUUAACAAAUGAUUGUUGCUAAUUAUGUCUAUUUCACCUUUAGCCUGAGUAACUACUGGUAGAAGCAUCAUUGACUCCCUGUGAAAGCUAAUUAUUGUUUGUAGGUAUAGUGGCCUUCAGCUAGUCAUUAAAGAGUUAUUCUGUAACAUAAUAAUAAUAAUAUUCUUUUAGUGGUAGCUAGAAAUAAAUUUGGGGCAGAAGGGAUUUCUUUCUGACCAUACAUAAGAAUUCUGUAGAGUUUAUCUCUUGAUAAAUAAUUAUCAUGUGAAGUUUAAACUGGGAUUAGCAAAUUUCACCAGAAAUCAAAAUGUUUGGAAAUAGGUUAUAUCGUGUAAUAGUUUUAAUAGGCUGUGUAUGCAAAUCCAAAAACAACUGUAGCAAAUCUAUAAUUUCUUACAAUAUGGAAAACCAGGUGAAGUAUAUUAUAAGAGCUUAUUUACAGUACUUGGAUGUAAGCUAAAAUCUGGAAAUUCAUUUGUUAAGUGAUACUUUCAUUUUGUAACUCUCAAGACUGUGUUCUAAAAAAACACAUUCUUUCUGAGUAACUUGCUUACUUAAAGUCAGUUUUCAUUCAAGUCAUUAUCUAGCCCCAAAGGUUGUAAGGGAGAACUUUAGAACACAAUUUGUAACUGCUUGGAAGGCAGAAGUCAAAGAGAAAGAACUUGUGUUCGUUCCCUCCUCCCAGCCCCCAUCCCAGAGUCUUAAUUUUAAAUGAAUCCCCUUGUUUUGGGAGCCCUAGCUUAUAGUUUUUGAGCAGCUGGCAAUAAUGCAAAUUGUCCACCAAAAAGCCCACCAUUUGAAUUCUGAAUGAUUUAGAGAUCACUUUAAUUGAAGAGGCAAAAGACUUGUUAAGCAAAGAAAAUCCCUGGUUCUUUUAAGUUCUUUAAGCACUGCUGUUGAGUAAUUAAAAGAAGGAUCAUGAUGACCCUACAUUUGGUCAAAAUCUAGAUGAUUUCAUGUAAAGGAAAUGCUCAAUUAGAGAGGUCUCAGAGCCCCAAAUGUCUGUAUUCACAGUAGCAAUUUAUUAAUGAAGGGCAAGAGGAGCUGGCUGCUUUGUAUUCAUGACUAAAAUAAUUUAUGUUAUUCUUCAGCUACCUUGCUUACAAAAAUAAAGCAUUUUAAAAAUGCAGUCUGUAUUUGUCACCACUAAUUUGCUGUUAUUUCCGUGCUGCUUCUUCCUAAAGCCACAUUGCAUUUCCGUUACGAACAACUAAGUGUAAUGGUGGUUAUAAUGCCUUUAAUAGCCAUAUUGUAGGUAGAAAUAUAUUAACUACUCAGGGACUAAUAGGAAAUAGGAAAAUGGAGUUUAUAAGCUGAAUGCCUAUCUGCAUGAAGGCUCACUUGCAAGUGGCACCCCGGAAAACUUCUGAUUGUAUUAUGCAUGACCAUUGUGAAUGUUACCAAUAUAUGGCAACGAGAGCUCUAUUUACCCUGUAUUAUUAGGCUGUUGAAUGUUAUAGUAUGUUGAAUAAGGAUAAAUGAACUUUUUUUUUGCUGAUUUGGACAGAGUGAUUAUUUCUAACGGUGCUACCUUCUUCAUUACUGUGCUUGUUCUUUCUGUGAAGUUCACUCUUCAGGCUGGAUGAAUCAUGAAGUGCUGGUAAUGAGGAAACUGUCAUUCAUAGGGAAGUAGAAACAUUUCAGGGGGGAGAAGUACUCGAAAGCAAACACUUUCAAUGCAAACAAAAAGACCACCAACAAAAACCCCAACCAAACCCAGCAUCCUGCAUUUGUUCUUUGGUUACAGGUAUCCAUUCAGGCUGUUUUGCUCAUAACAGCGUUCGGUAGUUGGUUAAUUUCUUAAUCUUAUAUCUCAAUGGUGUUUCAGUCAGCGUGGGCUGAAUUAGAAAUUAUUCUUGCACAUUGUUAAAGAGGUGUCCCUGUAUGAAACUUUGCCUCUUGACACUUGUUCAGAUGUGCUUAUCUCCACCACGUGGCAUUUGGAUAAUGCGUCUUCUAGUAACGAAAUGUUAUUGUGCUUAUUAGAAAUUCUUCUGCUUCAAUUAGCUCGUUAAUAUUUCAUUAAGAUUUAUUGUCUUGAAAGAGAUUAAUAAAUGCUUGACUCUUGAAAACACAACAGACCAUUAGGAGAAAUUAAAUGGAGUGUAGGAGAAGUGACAUACGAAAGACUGAACACCAGGUUUAGGUUUGAAAUUGUGUGUAUUGGAAAACAGUUCUGAACCAUAUGAAAUGACAUUAAAUAAUGAAAGUGAAGUAAAGGCUAGUAGUCCAUGUCAAUAAUUACAUGGAGUGUCUUCAUUACUAUUGUAGCUUUGUUACAACAAGCGUGCUGUUAUGCAGAUAGGGAAACAAACAUACUUUGUAACUCAGCGUCUUUUGAUUUAAAAUAUCCAGACCAAAAAGAAGUUGGUGGUGAGAGCUGCACAGUGAGUCCAGCCCAGUCUUUUCCUGGGUUGGGGCCUGUAAUGCACGGCUGAUGGCUUCCAAAGAAAAUUCUUGACUUGCCCAGACAGCUCCAGUCAUGUGACAGUAUAUCUAAGGGCUGCAUCCAGUGAGGGUAGCUUAAGUUCAGGUAAGUAAAAGACACCUUUGUAGUUAGCUUGCUUUUAGUUCUAUGCAGAAGGGAACCAUUAAUAAAUGCUCAUUUUUGUAGGGCAGAUCUUAGAAGAUAUGCCGAAACAGGCUUUCUCUCCUCAUUUACAUCACUGAUAGUUAAUUUGCCUCAUGCUGGAAACUAAGUAAUUAGCUGAUGUUUUUUUUUGUUUGUUUGUUUUUUGUUUUUUUUUCUGUUACAGAGCUUUAGGUUUGUGAAUCCAUUUUUUUGUGAUCACGCUUAGAAAUUAAGCGAAACAAAAGUCAGAUGCAAUAUAGCUCUUAGUUUUAAUGUCUCUGUUUAAACGAAUUUAAUUGUACCAGUGCACACGUCUCACUCAUUAACUGUAAAUAUCACUGCUCCUCUGCACUUGCAACAGGCUUUCUAACUUGUUGGGAUAUUCAGUGUGUUAAUUGCGUGGUAAUUUUGCCAAUGAGUGGCUUGGUUCAGUGAGGUAACAAGGAAAUGCAGGGCAGUUAGAGAUCUGGAAAGUGUAACCCGAUUCUUAUUUCUGUAGGAGACUGAAUAUAGCAAAUACUAAUUCCAAACAUAAAAGGAACAAUAAACGUAAAAAUGGUGCCUGAACGUUGUGUGCUAAACUAGCCCGACGUAAUUCAUUUUGUUUUAAAAGGUUGCAGACUGUGCUUGGGAAGAGCUUCUUAAACAUGAAAAGCAGUAGCAGAAAGUGAGUCACUUAAGGGGUGGUAGCUUUCAAGGUGGCAGAUGUUUAAAUAGAAGAGAUAUUUUGCAUCUAUGCUAGGUCUAUGAAACAGAAAAUGCAUAAGCAAUAAUUUAGCACGGAACUGGAUGUGAAGAAGCUGCUAUUUAUACGGACUCAGUGAUAAUGCCUGCAGAGGGUUCCCUUUAAAUGAAGUGUUUAGGAAGUUGGGGUUGCUGUGAUUUUUGCUAUUGUAACAUUCCUCUUCGGAUAUUUGAAGUCUGGAUGAGAGUCUGAAAGCUUAGAGGCCAGCACUGUGCUCACAGGGCUUUGGAGAGAGAAGAUAGGAAGAAAGGGACUUCUUUUUAAGGCUGCACAAUUGUAAAUACACAUAUUUAAGACUAUUUAACCACGAAAAUUACUGAAGUUAAUCUACUGUCGAAUUAUAGGAUAUUAUUUAAUACAUCAACAUUGUUUUUCCUGACCUGACCCAGAAUUGGAAUGGACUCCAAUAUAAUUUUUUAAGUGUUUCUUAAGUUGUCUGUAUUACAAACAAAUAAAAUGUUUGUUAAUUUA